Messenger RNA from Rhagoletis pomonella (apple maggot), 2568 nucleotides. RefSeq lists its product as uncharacterized. Lineage: Eukaryota; Metazoa; Arthropoda; Insecta; Diptera; Tephritidae. Gene Ontology annotation, biological process: DNA integration. Bases 1 to 2568 code for a protein of 855 amino acids. The transcript has a single exon. The record is from RefSeq and is a predicted model, not a curated record. Gene Ontology annotation, molecular function: nucleic acid binding.
AUGAGAUUCGUGCUAGGUAGUGCUGGUAUGGAACUAUGUAAGUGGCAGUCCAAUAGCAAAGUGCUAGUAAAUGCUUUCCAAUCAAAAGAACCGAAUACAUUGUUGCUGUCCGAUAAUGCGGAUACAUCGGUGCUAGGCUUGAAGUGGCAUACUGAUAGCGACGAAUUUACAUUUGUGGUGAAGACGCCAGAGGUACCUGUGGUGAUUAGCAAGCGAAUUGUUCUAAGUUGUGUUGCACAACUUUAUGAUCCAAAUGGUUAUAUAACACCAGUUACAUUUAUUGGAAAAAUAAUAGUGCAAGAUUUGUGGAGACUGAGCAUGGGAUGGGACGAGCAGGUUCCUCAGAGCAUUAAAGAUAGAUGGCUAGAAUUCUGGAAAGAUAUUUCGGAGCUAGAAAGAUUCAAGUUACCUCGAUAUAUUCGUGUAUCAAACGAUGCAACUAUUCAGUUGCAUGGAUUUGCGGAUGCAUCUGAGAAAGGCUUCGGGGCAGUGAUUUAUGUGCGAGUUGUGUCCAGUCUGGGAAUGAUAAGUUCUGAGUUGCUAAUUUCCAAGGCUAGGGUUGCGCCAUUGAAGACAAUAACAAUUCCUAAACUUGAGCUUGCUGCUGCUGAGCUUUUAGGUAGGUUAUACUUGAGCGUUGUACGGAGCAUGGAAUGGCAGGCAGUAGACUAUGUGAUGUGGUCGGAUUCAACCAUAGUCCUGCAUUGGCUACGGAAAUUGCCGUGCCAGAUGAAGGUCUAUGUAGCAAAUAGGGUGGCGUCUAUUCAGGCGAAUACUGACAUCAAUAAAUGGCGACAUGUGAAAACAAGUGAUAAUCCAGCUGAUCUUCUUACUAGGGGUAUGAGCGCUAGUGGAAUUGUGGGCCAUCAAUUAUGGUUGCAUGGUCCCAGUUGGCUUAGGCAACCAAGCAAGGAAUGGCCAAAAGGUGGUUUUGGGUAUGAGCAUAUACCUGAAGGAACCUUGCCGGAGCUGAAAGUGCAUAUUGCAGUUGAAGCAACUCCAACAUGGAGCAUUAAGAGCAAUGGUAAUGCGGAAAGUGUUCCGCUGGUACAAUGUGCUAGUUCAUUGGACAGAUUAAUUGGGAUCAUGUCGCAAGUGCUAAGAUUUGUGCGUCUGUUGAGAGCAAAGGGUAAUCGACAGCUUCGAAAGUCAAGCCGUGGAGACUUUCAUAUUCCGGUGCCUACUGCUGAAGAAAGGUCUAGGGCUUUAGAGCUGAUGAUUAAAGAAACGCAAGAGCUGGAAUAUCUAAGGGAGAUUCGUGCCUUGUCCAGGGACACACCGAUGCCUGAAGGAAGCAAAAUUGAAUCACUAAAGCCAACGUUAGACAGAAAUGGCCUUCUGCGCGUAGGUGGUAGAAUCGGAAGAGCAGAAUGUGAUUAUGAAAUGAAGCAUCCGGUAAUUAUUCCAUCUGGUUCCAGCUUGAGUCAGCUGAUUAUAAGUAAAGCGCAUCAGGCCACUAAACAUGGUGGCGCUCAGGUGAUGAUGCAAUACAUUCGACAGCGUUUUUGGAUACCGCGCUUACGAAGUGAGCUUAGGAAAUUCACGCAUAAGUGCGUCACAUGUGCUAGAUAUGCCAAAAGGUUAAGUGAGCAGCUGAUGGCUGACUUGCCAGCGGAUCGGUUGCAAGUCGGGAAACCAUUUCUACACUCAGGUGUGGAUUAUGCGGGACCUUUUGAAAUCGGACAGCUAGAUAAAAAUGGGCGUUGCGUAGUAAAACGGAAGAGCUGGGUAGCCAUAUUUGUGUGCCUGAAAACAAAAACUGUGCAUACUGAUAUGGUCACUGAUCUGAGUGCUAGAGCCUUUAUAGCUUGUUAUGAGCGAUUCAUUGCAAGGCGCGGGAGAUGUGAGAGAAUGUACAGCGACAAUGGGACAUCAUUUGUUGGUGCUUCAAAGGAUAUCGCUAGAGCUUAUGAGCGCUGGAGAGCUAGUGAUAUGUUUUCUGAGCUAGUGCUGAAGGGGACUGAAUGGCAUUUUAUGACCCCAGCUGCACCACAUCAAGGUGGUAUUUACGAGGCGGCCGUAAAGUCAAUGAAGCAUCAUUUAACGCGUGUUAUAGGGCAAAAGUGCCUGGAAUAUGAGCAAUUUCUAACGCUUCUAGCACAGAUAGAAGCAAUUUUGAAUUCGCGCCCGCUAUACCCAUUGAGCGAUGAUCCUUUGGAUGUGCAAGCCCUAACGCCGGGCCAUUUUCUGGUGGGUGAACCUCUGGUUCUCCCUCCUCCAUUCGAUAUAGCGCCACAACCAGGCACCAAAGGGCGGAAGCUAUGGCAAGAAAGACAGACCAUGGUAACUCAUAUAUGGCAACGUUGGCGAAAUGAGUAUCUUACAACCUUGCUGGAGAGGAAGAAGUGGCGCAAGGAGCAAGAAAGCCUAAAGAUCGGCCAGCUAGUCAUCAUCAAGAGUGAAAACUUUCCACCAUCCGCUUGGGCUUUAGGAAGAGUUAGUGAGCUGAUAAUGAGCAAAGAUGGGCUAGUGCGCAACGUGGUUGUGCGAACAGCUACUAACGAGCUAGCUCGGCCAGUACAGAAGAUUUGCGUCUUACCGGUCGAUACGAGUGCUAAUACUGAAUAA